Messenger RNA from Tuber melanosporum (Perigord truffle), 1168 nucleotides. RefSeq lists its product as uncharacterized. Gene Ontology annotation, biological process: protein N-linked glycosylation. Gene Ontology annotation, cellular component: oligosaccharyltransferase complex; membrane. Bases 1 to 903 code for a protein of 300 amino acids. The transcript has 4 exons. The record is from RefSeq and is a predicted model, not a curated record. Lineage: Eukaryota; Fungi; Ascomycota; Pezizomycetes; Pezizales; Tuberaceae.
AUGCGUUCAACAACUUCCUCUGGAAUGUUCUUCUGGGCCCUUUUUAUUCUUGCCUUCUCGUCACUGGCCGCUGCAGCUUCCGGAGCUUGGAUAUUUGAAGAUGCGCAAGCUGUUGUCGCCGCAAAAGGAGGUAAAGCUGAUGCUUAUAAGUUCUCCCCCACCGAAUCAAUCAAAGGAGCUAUCAGCCUUGGGCCAAAGGAUGUAUUAAAAGUCUCGUUAACCGUCAAGGAGGACUCUAAGGUUGGCCGCCCUCACCAGGCGUUCCUUCUGGUUCAGGAACCUGGGAGCAAAGUGGAGACCUUUUUCCCGCUUUCUGUGAAAGAGUUGUCGGGCAAAGCCAGAGUCGAUUUGUCUCACAAGGAUCUCUCGCCCUUUCUACUUACCGCUCCUUCACUUUUGCUGUCGCUUGUCCUCGGCUCCUUCGGCGAAUCUACUGCCUCAAUUGUUACCAUCGGAAACGUCGAGCCCUCCCUUGACCCUACCUCGAAAGCCCUCCUCGAGAAGCAGAAGCAGAAGGAUAUUGGCGAGGGAACUGCUAUCUACAAGGCCAAGGGUGAGAUCCGUCAUAUCUUUAGAGUGGAUCCUCAGAGCCCCCCUAAGAUUAUUACCCUGGUUUUCUUGCUCUCGGUGUUGGUGGGACUUGGCGGUCUUUUCGUAGUUUGGUUCCCAAUUCUUGGAGGGAACUUGUCUCACCUCCGCCAAGCUCUCAAAGCUGCCCCGAUCUCCCACCCGAUCUUCUUUGCUAGCUUGCUUUCGCUGGAGGGCAUCUUCUUCAUGUACUACACCCACUGGAACCUCUUCCAGACACUCGCCGGAAUGGCUCUCGUAGGACCCGUCGUCUUGUUCAGUGGCAGUCGCGCUUUGAGGGAAGUUAGGGCCAGGAGAGAAAAGGGAGAGCGCUAAGCGGUGGAAAAUCUGUAGUCGUAAACUCUGAUGUAGUUGUGAUACCAAACAUCACACGAAAUUAAAAUGGGGAAAUGUGGUAUUUUUAUUUCCCUGGGUUUUCGGAAUUAAAAGAGCCUGUCUGGGAGAAUGUCAAGUUAGAAUUGUGCUGUGUUGAUUCAAGAGGGGCGAAUGGAAUGGGAAAUGGGCUUCGGAAUAAAAUGUAUGCUACUUUUGUGGGGCUGUUUCAGGGAAUGGGAAGGAAUAUAUUAUGGCAUUGUCAAAA